AUGGCUUCCAACGAUGCCAACCAGCCCAAAAGUUCCACUCAGGAGCAGUCCACAGUGAAGACCAUCCUUCUAAUAACUACUGUCUUGAUGAGCAUCUUCCUGGUAGCUCUGGACAGAACAAUCAUCUCCACGGUUCUAAUUCAGUUCUCGCAGGCCAUCCCUCAAAUAACCGAUGAAUUCAAUUCCCUGUCGGAUGUCGGCUGGUAUGGAAGCGCAUAUACAUUGGCAUCAUGUUCUUUCCAGCUGUUACUCGGAAAGAUCUAUGCAUUCUACCCUAUCAAAUCCGUUCUGGUAGCGUGCGUCCUGCUCUUUGAGAUUGGAUCUGCGGUCUGUGGAGCAGCGCCCAGCUCGGCAGCUUUUAUUGCUGGAAGAGCAAUCGCCGGAGUUGGUGCCGCUGGUAUCUUUUCUGGAUCUAUCAUGUGCAUUGUCUAUGCCGUUCCUCUAGAGAAGCGCGCCCAGAUCCAAGGUCUAUUCGGAUCUAUCUUUGGCAUUGCUUCCAUAGUAGGACCGCUGAUUGGCGGUGCAUUCACCUCGAAUGUAACCUGGAGAUGGUGCUUUUAUAUCAACUUGCCGUUCGGCGGCGUGGCAGUGGCUAUUAUAGUCUCUUGCCUUAAGGUACCUGAUCGGGAUUCGACCAAGCUUGCUUGGAAGGAUAAACUUUCACAACUGGAUGCUCUUGGUACUGUGGUCUUGAUAUCUUGUAUGGUGUGUCUUCUGUUGACACUUCAGUGGGGCGGCCAGUCUUAUGCUUGGAACAACGGGCGUAUUAUUGCAUUGUUGACUCUCAUGGGGGCCCUGGCUAUCGGCUUUAUAGCCGUUCAAAUCCUGCUUCCCGAGACAGCAACAAUGCCCCCGCGGAUCUGCAAGCAGCGGAGUAUUGUGGCUGGCUGUUGGGCCACUAUCUGCGUCGGAGCCUCGUCAUACAUCUAUACGUACUUCCUCCCGAUUUGGUUCCAAUCCAUCAACGGUGUCUCUGCCAUGGAGUCCGGCAUCCGCCUCCUCCCACUGAUGCUAGCCAUGGUCCUCGCCUCUAUCGUCGGAGGCCUCGCAACCCAAAAAGCAGGAUACUACACGCCCUUCGCGAUUGGGGGAUCGUGGAUAAUGGCCAUCGGGUCAGGCCUCCUCACAACCCUCCAGGUUGACACCAGCGAGGGCAAAUGGAUCGGAUAUCAGAUCCUUUACGGAUUCGGCAUGGGUCUCUCCUUUCAGGCGCCUAGUCUCGCUGCGCAGACUGUUCUUCCGCCGGCAGAUGUCCCGAUCGGCUCGUCGCUGAUGUUCUUUGGGCAGCUCCUCGGAGCGACUAUAUUCAUCUCUGUUGGAGAGAACGUGCUGGAUAAUCAGCUGGUUGGUCGGCUUGCGGGUAUGCCGGGGUUUGAUCCGAGUUCUGUCACUUCGGGCGGUGCAACGUCUUUGCUUGAUAUGUUACCGGAGAACUUACGGGGUACGGCUCUUGUGGCUUAUAAUGAGGCGCUGAGGCAGGUUUUUGUGGUUGGGCUGGUCAUGUCGUGUUUGACUAUGCUGGGAACGGCUGGGUUGGAGUGGAAGAGCAUGCUUGCGAAGGCGAAGGAUCAAAGAUCUGACAAUGAGACUGUUGAGGGCACGACGCAGAAGCUGGAUAAGAAGGCCGUGUGAGUGACCUAUGUAUAUGAGACGCC
This is a messenger RNA of Aspergillus melleus, 1655 nucleotides long. RefSeq names its product MDR family MFS transporter. Gene Ontology annotation, molecular function: transmembrane transporter activity. The transcript is spliced from 5 exons. The coding region runs from base 1 to 1632 and encodes 543 amino acids. The record is from RefSeq and is a predicted model, not a curated record. Gene Ontology annotation, biological process: transmembrane transport. Lineage: Eukaryota; Fungi; Ascomycota; Eurotiomycetes; Eurotiales; Aspergillaceae.